AUGUUGGUGUUUUUAGCAGCUCUUCUUCCGGUUGUACUGAUGAAUGAAUGCAGUCAGGAUGAAAAAGACUGUUCUGACCUUUAUAGCUCAGAACAAACAGUCAAUGGGACUUAUGCCAUCUAUCCAGCAGGAGACAUUCCUGUCUCAGUUUACUGUGAGAUGAUCUCAGAUGGGAACAAUGAAGACAACGGAGCAUGGACGGUGAUUCAGAGGAGAAUGGACGGCAGUGUGAAUUUCUAUCGGCCGUGGAAUCAGUACAAGAGAGGAUUUGGGAAUGUGGAGGGAGAAUACUGGCUGGGGCUGGAGAACAUGUACCAGCUGACACGUAAGAACAAGUACAUGCUGAGAGUGGAUCUGGAGGACUUUGAAGGAAGGAAAGGUUUCGCUCUGUACUCAUCCUUCUCUGUGGGUCCUGAAGCUGAUGGCUAUAAACUACAAGUUUCAGGAUUCACUGAUAGAGGAGCAGGCGACUCUUUAUCUGAGCAUGAUGGACAGAAGUUCACAACCUUAGACAAAGACCAAGACGACAAUCAAAAUAACUGUGCCAAACUUCAUCUUGGGGCAUUUUGGUACAAAAACUGUAUGGCUGUGAAAACAAACCCCAACGGUGUGUAUAUAUGGGGAGAAGAAGACACCAGUAUCGGUAUAGGGAAUGUUUGGCCAACGUGGACGAAUCGCAAUGUUGGUAUGAAAUCCAUCAGAAUGAAGAUCAAACCUGUGUCAUAGAAACAUUGCAGUGUUUAGAAACUGCUUCUUCCUUUUGAUUUAAUUACUUUUCACAUAAUGUGUUACACUGAUACAUAUAAUUAUCAUUUGGCUGUGAAACAUUUUCUACUUGAAAAGAAUGCUCAAGACUCUAGUUGGGACACCAUUCCAGCCAUUCAGUGUAACUGAGGUUUGAAUGUCCUUUGACUGAAGAACUUCUAGCACUGAACUGUGCAAGAGACAUGUUUAGCUCUACUACAUUUGUGUUCCUUCAUAAUUGUCAAUUCAUAUAUUUCAUGCUACAGUUAAUCAUGAUCCACUCUUUUCAUGUGCAUUUUAUUCCCAAAGUAUUCAGAAAACAUUAAUAAAACUUACAC
Molecule: messenger RNA, 1082 nt
Organism: Sinocyclocheilus anshuiensis
Lineage: Eukaryota; Metazoa; Chordata; Actinopteri; Cypriniformes; Cyprinidae
Product: microfibril-associated glycoprotein 4-like
Exons: 4
Coding region: 1-726 (241 amino acids)
Biological process (GO): elastic fiber assembly
Source: RefSeq, a predicted model, not a curated record